Fusarium odoratissimum NRRL 54006 is the source of this 4721-nucleotide messenger RNA. RefSeq lists its product as uncharacterized. The transcript is spliced from 4 exons. Gene Ontology annotation, molecular function: methyltransferase activity. The record is from RefSeq and is a predicted model, not a curated record. The coding region runs from base 1455 to 2423 and encodes 322 amino acids. Lineage: Eukaryota; Fungi; Ascomycota; Sordariomycetes; Hypocreales; Nectriaceae.
CCUUGACCAUGGUUUCAGCAGAAGUGGACAUUCCCUUUUCCGUGUUACUUAACAGAAACAGUUCAAUGAUUUGGUCAAAUACGGCAGUUUUGUAUUACUACGCAAGCAUGCAAUGCAUUCACGGAGCAUUGCCUUGCCGUGACGGAGAGGAGUGGACGACCCCAACAUCCUCCGCUCUGAAGUGACGGUGGGCAGGAAACAAAUGGAGACUGGUCCUUAUUAUUAGGUUCCUUCGGCCCACUGUGGGAUUGGAUGGGAUGGCAUUGCAAUGAUUGCACCUAUGCAGGAUACGUUACUGUUACCGUUACUCUACGAUACCUUUGGUAGAGCACAGCACCACCUCCUCGGACCAGAAUUGGUGACGGAAAGGUGUCGCUUUUUAUUUGCCUCGCCUUUCUGCUCCGACAGCGUGAAUUAAUGGCUCUCAGAAACGGAAUGGUCGAGAGAGUGGCAUGAUCUAUCGUUGUAUUAGGCCGGCCACAUUCCCACACAAGCUUGAAAACCAACAAGGUAUAACUCAUAUCCGUCAAGUUGAAACAUAGGGCAACUGAAGUUUGACGAGACGCGAUCAUCACGACUUGAAUUCCUCCAAACCUUCACACGAAACUCUCUAUCCUUAGCCACAGCACUGUCUCUUGUUGGCGUUCCUCUAUCACAAUCAAGAACAGUUACCAUUUUGCAUCCCUCGUCUCAGCUUUAUUAGCUGCCUUAGUACACUGGACUCGCUCACUCGCUCGUUCGACCACGUCACAACUGGGUCGCAUUACGGCCGCCGAUCAGUGUGAACUCUUCUCAAAAGAGUUUCGGCUUGUCCCGACGGCUCGGGGCCAUACCGCUUAACCCAAGAGCCUAUCCCGCACCGACCGUCUGUCUUGUCUGCUACCAACUUACCGGUCGCCUGGGAUUCUGGGUCUCCCUGCGCCGCCGACCCUCCCUUCCGUUCUUCUGGAAAUCCUCCUUGGCUGUUCUCUCAUCGUAUUGGCUAGCUGGGACCAUUCACUCGGUUAGUCCCCUCCACACAGUCCGGUUUGCUGGGUCUUUGUCGCUCUUGUCAUUCACUCUGUGCAACUUUUCGUUCAACCAGGCCCUAUCAAACAGGCUGGUUUGGUCAAUACCUGGUAUUGGCGUGCUUGCUUCUCUCGACUGUCCCUGUCACAUAUCAUUCUCCCAGUGUUAGCUUUCCCUGCCUUUGAACAGGCUUCCCCCUGCGACAUACGUACCCUACCAUCGGGACAAGGUCUGGGUAUCUGUCACCGGCAUAUGUAUGUAUGCUUGACCCACCGAGGCCUGUCCUAUCAUUCUGCCCUUCUUUUAGCUUGCUGCUACAAUACCUAUCUGCUGCUUUUCUGCGGAGUGCUCAUGUAUUCGCAUCAAAUUCUAUUCCCUUCCCAAUUAACUUAUCUCUUCUCGAGUACGAUCCUUCAAGGGGGACUUGAAGCAGAGGUUCCAUAGCGAUGGACCAUAGAGACCCCGAAGAGGACCCAACGUCAGACUAUGGAGAUUCAAUAGCAACCUCCGAAUUUACUUCAGUCAAUACCAGGGAACUUUACUCGUACGAACAUGGAAGGCGGUAUCAAGGCUUUCUCUGUGGUCGUUAUGGCCUACCAAACGACGAUGCUGAGCAGGUUCGCGAGGGCCUGAAACAUAAGCUGUACCUGGAUUAUCUCCUCGACGGAAAGCUAUUUCUGGCCCCCAUCGGGAACAACCCGCAAAAGAUUGUUGAUCUUGGUACAGGUGUUGGCAUGUGGGCGCAAGACGUCGCAGAAAACUUUCCCAGCGCACGAGUUAUAGGAUGUGAUCUUUCACCCAUCCAACCGCAUUGGACGCCGCCCAACGUUGAAUUUCGAGUAGAAGAUCUCGAGGAUGAAAAUCGUCCAUGGACAAGAAUAUAUGACGAUGCAGAUUUAAUUCAUGUCAGAGCCUUGUUACAGACCUUGCGAAAACCGAGACAGCUAUUAGAAAGAGCCUUUGAAAAGCUGAAACCAGGUGCUUGGAUUGAAAUCCAUGAAAUUGUUCCCUUUGUCUUCUCUGUUGACGGUACUGCCGGAGAUGAUCAUCCUAUGAACCAGUUCUACCGCCUUGUCGAGGGUCCCUUUACAACGAUAUAUGGUUGGAAUCUACGCUUUCCAUUCCAGAUCGUUGAAGCGCUGCGUGACGUUGGAUUCAUCAAUGUCAAUGAACGCCAUUCAUACACACCUGUUGGCCGAUGGCACCAGGAAGCAAAAAUGCGAGAAAUGGGAAUUUUCACUCAAAAUAUCCUCGAGGAAUGGGUCACGGCAAUGCUCGGCCGUCCGGACAUCAUGGGAGUCACAGAAGAAGAGGCAUAUGAGCUUGGGCACAGCGUAUUCGAAACCUUCAACAACACUCGCAUUCACGCACAACUCGACUGGAUUGAUUGCUGGGCGCAGAAGCCACCUUCAUAGGGCACUGAAGAAAUCUUUAGCAAAAUGGCCAUCCUGCAAAAUUUCUCCCAUGCGAACGGACAUUCGACAGAGACUAACUCAAAACUGUCAGCGUGCAUAAUGCUUUUGCCACCACUUGGAAUGUGUGACACCUCAAUACUCUGACUGCUAACCUACCUAUCUGGCCUUGGUGACUGGGAUGACAUGGAUGUAGGGUUACCUCGCAUGCUGCUCCAGAGUUGUAGAAAUGCAACACAAAGCAAACAAUGGCCCGCCAUAUAAGCUAAUCGUUCUGCCGUGGCUUAUGCUGGUUGUCUAAUUGGGAAACGGCGGCAUAAUAAACUGAAAUGCUUCACCAUAUCCUCGGGUCUGCUCCGUACAUAGUUUAGCACAGCUAUCGGCUUGACUUUGAGGUGAAGAUGGGACAGGCAAUGCCUCCACUCUUCUGCGGUGAUACUUCAGGCUGAACUUGACACAACAUCUAUACUAGUAAGUAAAACAUUAGCGGGCUUCUAUGAGUAAAAGCCAACGUCUGAAUAGGCUGGGUGCGCUUCCGAUCUGUGGUCCUCAGCCGUGCCCAGUAAGUUAUUUAGCUUAUAUAUCUUGAAUAGGACACUGCAUUCUCCAAGGAUUGGGUAGAAGUUGAUGUGAGAGCGUCUUAAGUCUGAUACAGAUGCCAGCAUGAACAAACUGCGCUUGUGAUUACGGUGCCUCUGUGGCCAUUCGUAUACUCUAGUUCGAGCUAGGAUUGUGAGCUGUAUGUGAGGCAGUUGCCAAGGAAAAGAAAGAAGAAAAGAAAAAUAGAAUACUAGAUACCGAUAUACUGUAUCAUGUUCAAAUACUAUCAUGCAAACAAACAUCCAAGAUAAAGCAUUCCACUUUGAAGGAGCAAAACAAAUAAACAAAAGAACAAUGGCGCUCGUAUAUCGUAUCACAUCACUGCUCAUAGUGUUCUAAUUCCCACCAAACAUGCGACCACCUGGAGGAUUACCAGUCGGAGGACGCCCCAUACCUCCCAUCCCAGGUGGCAUACCAGGCAUACCCCCGCCAAAGCCACCACUGAAGCUGCCAAACCCGCCCAUCGGGGUGAAACUUGAAGUGUCGUUGUAACCAGACAUCAUAUAAGUCCAGUCCAUCUCACCAGGCUCGUCGCUGGAGGCAACGGAGCCCGAGUUUGCCCGUUGGCCAUGGUGCACAGUUCCGGGCGUCAUGUGACCAACAGAGGGGGCAAACCCAGUGGAAGAGGGCGUCGUGACCUGAGAAUGCGGGACGCCGAUUGGAGGCUGGGGAGGAUUUGGAACAGGUCGAUUGGCUUGCUUUGCUCGCCGGCGAGCUGCUACACGCUCACGCAAAGGUCCCAAGAAAGCUGGUCUGUGAACCUGUCUGCCAGCAGCUAUCAAGGCAGCUUCAUGCGCAUCCCAGGCUUUGAUGAAAUGGCCACCAAAUGCCAUAUGCAUAGGGUUGUGGUAGUUGUUGAGAAGGCCACGGAGGUCAUGAUUCUUUUCGAUGGCAUCCCAUGCUCGCUCUACCAUUGGGCCAGAGACGCGGUGGCGUAGCUCCUGGACAAGAAACAUGUAGGCGGGAAAGGGAAAGUGGUGCAUAGAGUACCAUUUGAAGGGCCGGAGGGACUCGGAUGACUGGACGACAUUGUCGUAUUCGAUCAUUUGCGUGGCUUGUAGGAAGAGGCUGUCGCGCUCAACGUCUUUAAGAGGUAGAUUGUCAUCAUUGCUAUGCAUUCGAACAAGGAAGCUAAUGAUUCGCAUCUUGCACAUAGCUUGACGAGUCAUGGUAAGGGUAAAGAAGUGCAGGGGGAUCUUAGGGUCGCAUUGGCUCAGGUAUGUGCCUUCUAUGUGUGCACAGAAACCGUCGAGCGUAUAGGCAGGGCCGUCUUGACCAGCAAGGCGGAUGGUAGCUUGAUUCUUGGAAGCAGGUGUCCCAGCAGGACUCUUAUCUGUGUUGUUCAUUUUGUAGCUGUCGCGAUUACUAUCGCUUGAAACCGCCAUGGCGAGCUCGACUCUCGUAAGAGAAAAGAGCAUCUCGGUUGGUCCAGAGUGUGGUGUGGGUAACUCUUUACCGUCAACAUGUAAAUCCGAGUCGUUGACGUUCAUGGGAAUCUUGCAGUCGCCGCCGGUCGAGAGAGCAGUGACUGUUGAUCCUGCCAUCUCUCCUAGCCGUCGAUCGUAUCCCACAAGGGUCCACCACAGUCGGCGACGCUGCUCAACCUCAAAUGGCGGUAGCCCAAACUGCGCUGGAUCCCGGUGAAGUCCCAUCCGCUGGGCAAUGCGGACAGCUAAACCAAUGAGGCAGAAUACUUGACGA